AUGGCAAUAUCGGCGUCCUGCCUGUUGAGCUUGACGGCGGCGCCGAUGGAUCCGCCGGCGGAGGCCUGGCAGAAACCGAAUAGCCCGGCAAUCCGCGCCGACAUUGAACCGCUUCAGGUGGCGCGCGUGCGGCUCGUCGUUGAGCGUCUCGGGGGUUACGGACGCGAGGAAGUCGACGUAGUCCGGCGAGUGGAAGAGGCGUAUGUCCUCGGGAUCGGCGGGGAACGGGCGGCAUAUGUCCAUGCGCCGGUGGAGGGAGUAGCUGACGACCAGAUUGUGCGCCAUACGGAUACGGUGAGGCUUCAUCGGGUGGCCCUGGCCGUAGUUAGUUCGGUUCGUUAA
This is a messenger RNA of Striga asiatica, 342 nucleotides long. The record is from the annotation of a GenBank genome assembly. NCBI's taxonomy places the organism in Eukaryota, Viridiplantae, Streptophyta, Magnoliopsida, Lamiales, Orobanchaceae.